AUGUCAUCACAACCAGCAAAUUCUUCCACUCUGAGUGGAGAGCAAAAGAAGGAUGAAAAUAGAGACCAUGCUACUAGUCAAUUCGAUACUUCAUUAUCUCAAAGGGAUGAUGAUUCAUCUGAUGAACUUACAAAUUCAAAUCCAGACCCUGAAGCAUUUGUUGGUCAUAAGGAAUCAGAUUCCGACUCACAUCAAGCAGGUACCGAUAAUGAAGAUUUGGAAAGAGAUGCUGUAGAAACUUAUGAUCCAAUUCCAGAAGGUGGUGAUGAAUUAACUAGAUAUGAAUCAAGUGCUGCUUUAUCUAGAAGUUUAUCCAGAAGAUUAACAGGCGCUGAUAAAUUAAUUGAAGAAGCCAAUAAUACUGAUGAACCAUUACCUAAAAUGGGUGGUGAUCGUCCUUAUCCACCUGGUUUACCAGAUAGAUCUCCAUAUGCCAUCCAAUUUGAUGGACCACUUGAUCCUCUUCAUCCUCAUAAUUAUAGUCUUAUCAAAAAAAUAUUCUUCACCGCUUCUGUGGGUUUAGCUGCAUUAUCUGUUUCAAUGGGUUCAGCCUUUUUUGCUGAAAGUCAAGAAGUAAUUAUGGAAAAAUUCCAUGUUGGAGCUACUACCGCCACAUUAGGUACUUCUCUUUUCGUUUUCGGUUUUGCAUCAGGUCCUGUUAUUUGGGGUCCAUUGUGUGAAUUAUUUGGUAGAAAAACUGUAAUGGUUCCUUCUACUUUUGGUUAUGUCUGUUUCUCAUUUGCUGUUGCUACUGCUAAGGAUCUUCAAACAAUUAUGAUUUGUCGUUUCUUUGCUGGUUUUGUUGGAGCUGCUCCUUUGGUUGUUGCACCUGCUGUUAUGGCUGAUUUAUUUUCUGCCAAGGCUAGAGGUACUGCUAUUGCAGUUUUUGCUAUGGUCUUAUUCGGUGGUCCAAUGUUAGCACCAAUUUUGGGUGGUUUCACUGUAAAGAAUCCUGGUUUAGGAUGGAGAUGGACUUCUUAUUUCUGUGCAUUAAUUGGUGUUUUAUCAUUCCUCAUGAAUACUCUUGUAUUAGAAGAAACUCAUCAUGCUAUUAUCUUAACUCAAAAGGCUGAAAAAUUAAGAAGAAGAACUGGUAACUGGGGUAUUUUUGCUCCUCAUGAAGAAGUCAAUCUUUCUUUCCGUGAAAUUGUUGAAAAGAAUAUUACCAGACCAAUUGUUAUGUUAGUUACAGAACCUAUCUUAUUAUUGAUCACUAUUUAUAAUGCUUUUAUCUAUGGUAUGCUUUAUCUUUUCCUUACAGCCAUUCCUUUGAUUUUCCUUGGUAAUUAUCGUUUCAGUCAAGGUGUUGCUGAAUUACCAUAUUUAGCUAUGUUAAUUGGUAUCUUCUUUGGUGGAUUAACCAUUAUUUUCUUUGAAAAGAGAUAUAAUCGUGCUAUGGAUGCCAAUGGAGGUAAACCAGUUCCAGAAGAAAGAUUACCUCCUAUGAUGGUAGGUUCAUUCUUCUUUGCUGGUGGUAUUUUCUGGUUAGGUUGGGCUGGUGAUUAUGCUGAUCGUGUUCCUUGGAUUGUUCCAACUCUUGGAGCUGGAUUCAUUGGAUACGGUUUAAUCUUAAUUUUCUUACCAUGUCUUAACUAUAUUAUUGAUUGUUAUUUAUUCUUUGCUGCUUCAGCUUUAGCUGGUAACACUUUCUUAAGAUCUGCUUUUGGUGCUGUGUUCCCAUUAUUUGCAAGACAAAUGUUUGAAAGUAUGCAAAUCAAGUGGGCAAGUACUUUAUUAGGAUGUGUUGCAAUUGUAAUGAUUCCUGUACCUUUCUUGUUCUAUAAAUAUGGUCGUCGUUUAAGGGACAAGUCAAAAUACGCUUUUGUUUUAUAG
Scheffersomyces amazonensis is the source of this 1833-nucleotide messenger RNA. It is a transcript of the gene TPO2, whose product is annotated as Tpo2p. Lineage: Eukaryota; Fungi; Ascomycota; Pichiomycetes; Serinales; Debaryomycetaceae. Gene Ontology annotation, molecular function: transmembrane transporter activity. The transcript has a single exon. The record is from RefSeq and is a predicted model, not a curated record. Gene Ontology annotation, cellular component: plasma membrane. Gene Ontology annotation, biological process: transmembrane transport. Bases 1 to 1833 code for a protein of 610 amino acids.